AUGAAACUAUUAAACGACUGGGAAAAAGAGGAGGUGAUACACAAAGAUAGGAUACUGAACUUUGAUUUCCUUGUUGAGCAGGACUUCAUUGAUGAAGUUGAGGACGGCUUCUAUUACCUUUCCAAGGACCUCAAGACUGUUGAGACUGAGCUAUGGAAAAAAGCCAAUCACGAGCUGGCUGACUGUUUGGACAUAAAGAACAUAGAUAAAGAAAUUAAGAGAUUCAUACUUCUUCUGAACAGUUAUAAUGAGAUAAAGGACAUCGGGCAGGAGCUUAUUGGUAGAAUAGCUAGUCUGAGACAAACAACAGCCAAGGAUAUUCACGAAGAGUUAGGAAUGGAUACAGAAUAG
Molecule: messenger RNA, 351 nt
Organism: Encephalitozoon hellem ATCC 50504
Lineage: Eukaryota; Fungi; Microsporidia; Unikaryonidae
Exons: 1
Coding region: 1-351 (116 amino acids)
Biological process (GO): double-strand break repair via homologous recombination; meiotic joint molecule formation; meiotic DNA recombinase assembly involved in reciprocal meiotic recombination
Cellular component (GO): Swi5-Sfr1 complex; Swi5-Swi2 complex
Source: RefSeq, a predicted model, not a curated record